GCUCAAGCAUGAGCCGGGCAGGGCCCACACGGGCAACCGGGCCAAAUGGGGCCUUUACGCAGAGCGGGCGUAAGCCUGCGCUGGGGGGCGCGCUGGGGCCGACCAGGGAGGACGCCAAGACGGCGUACGAUGCCACCUUCGAGUAUUCCCAGCGGCUGAGCCAGCAGGUGCUGUCGCUGGAGGCAGACAACGUGGAGCUGCAGGAUGCCAAGAGGGCGCUCCUGGCAGAGAACGCGGCCUUGCAGGCGAAGGUCAGGGAGUUGCAGGACAAGUGCGACAAGGUGCAGGCCACGGCGAUUUUCACGCAUCAGGACAAGGAGGCGGCCAUCCUGCAGGCGCGAGAAGCGCUGCAGUCCAGGCAGGCGGAGGUGAUGCUGGCGCGGAAGUCGGAGGAGGAUCUGAAGCGGCAGGCCGAAGCGCUGGCCAGCGACAACUUGCGACUGAACGGCAUCGCGGAGAAGCUUCAGACCGAGCGUUCCCAACUGCAAAGAACAGUCUUGGGUUUGGAGGCCAGCAUCGAGGCCUUCCAAGAGGAGCUGCGCCUGCGCGCGGAGCGGGAGGGCCAGUCCAUGGGCGAGCGGGGCGCCCUGGAGCGCCGCCUGGAGGGCGCGUGCCUGCAGAACGCGCGCCUGGCGCGGCUCGGGGAGCUGCACCAUGCAGACCUGGCGGAGCUGCAGCGCUCCUCUGCCGAGCUGCUGCAGCAGCGCCAGCGGACGGCGCAGGCGACGGAGGAGCUCCAGGCCUCGCGCCGGGACGUGGCGUGGCUGCGCGCGAAGCUGGCGGAGCUGGACGGAAGCGCCGGGCACUGGCGCUCGGAGGCGGAGAGGUGGCGCCACGCCUCGGGGGCCGCCGCGGCCCAGGCGCCCAGGUUAGAGGAGGCCGUGCAUCGCGAGAGCGCGCUGGCCGACAGCCUCCGUGGCCGGAUUGCAGAGCUGGAGGAACACUUGGCCAAAGUGCUGAAGGUUCAAGUGUCUGCAGAGGCAGAGUGCGCGGGUUUGCGGUCACAGCUCGCGAGCAGCCGUGGAGAAGCCGAGCACCUGGCCAAAACCGCAUCUCGCUUGGCAGGGGAGCGGAGCCAUGCUGAGCAGCAGGCGCAGCUGGCAGCGACUGCGAAGAUGGAGGCAGAUCGCAGAUGCCAUGUGCUGGAGCUGGAGCACCUUCCGGAGCUGGUCGCCAAGCAGCAGGCCAACACUUCGGACCUGGCGAGUUUGCGGUCGCGCUUGGCACAGUUGGAAGGGGAAAACACCAUCCUCAAGGGCCAGGUGUCGCAGUCGGAGGUGCUCGUCAAAGGCUUGCGUACAGAAUUGGCAGAUGUGUGCGCCAGCCUUGGCAGACAGCCUGCAGGCGUUUGGCGGCCAUGUUCGGAUGUGCGAUCCGCAUGGACGGAGAGAUCAUUUGCCUCUGCGCCAUCCAGGUCGCUUCAUGGAUUUCAGCCGACUUCGGCAGUGCCAAUGCCUCUCAGCAACCAAUGAGUUGAAAAA
Effrenium voratum is the source of this 1481-nucleotide messenger RNA. Lineage: Eukaryota; Dinophyceae; Suessiales; Symbiodiniaceae. The record is from the annotation of a GenBank genome assembly.